Molecule: messenger RNA, 642 nt
Organism: Knipowitschia caucasica
Lineage: Eukaryota; Metazoa; Chordata; Actinopteri; Gobiiformes; Gobiidae
Source: the annotation of a GenBank genome assembly
AUGGCCUCGCUUCAGUCCGGCGGGAUCCACAUGUGUGGAGGCUCCUUGAUCCGAGACAACUUUGUACUGACGGCGGCACACUGCGAGAAGGUCGACACUGUGGUGCUGGGGACACAUCGUCUGGACGAAGCCAACAAUGGGAUGAAAUACAGCGUGGCAAAGAAAUGCAAACAUCCAUCCUACGGCAGUGAAACUUUAGCCAACGACAUCAUGCUCCUUAAGCUGUCUCGAAAAGCUGAAGGCAAGAUCAAAACCAUUGGUUUUGCCAAUAAUGGCGGAGUCUCAGGAGACUGUGAGGUGGCAGGAUGGGGGUACACAGACAACACAAGCAAACAACCUUCGAAUGAACUGAAGAAAACUCAAGUCACUAUCAUCGACUGGAACAAGUGCAAAGAAGUCUGGACCAAAAUCCCGGACAAGACCAUCUGCGCCGGAGGAGCCAGCACCAAUACUGGAUUCUGUCAGACUGACUCUGGAGGCCCUCUGAUGUGCGGAGGAGUCGUGGUCGGCAUCGUGUCCCACAACGAGAAAGCGAAUAAAUGUGAUUAUUCAGAACGUUCAAAGAAUAAAUUCCCCAACGUCUACACGGACGUCUUCGCCUUCAGUCAGUGGAUCAAUGAUCAACUGAACGGAGAAUGUUAG